AUGAUCACAUGGUUCAUCUCACUAUUUCCUAAGGGCUGUUAUCAGUACCCUCACCUUCAUACUACCACUACCAGUAAUUGCAGCCGAAUACACUCUCGACACAAUAACACACGCUCAAUUGCCACUGUAGACCGUAAUAACAAAAUGGCAGAAGCAAAGGUUCUAGACCCUGCGAUCAUCAAGGAUCUCCUGAACCAUAUAUACGAAAAAAGAAAGGCCACAGCGUUCCAGAUUGAGGGGAUCACCAAGGCUGCGUUGGCCCAGAAUGAAAGCACUAAGAUCUACCAGAUCAUCGCCAAGUUGACCGAAUUGUCCAAUAGCGGCUCUGUGUCUGCCAAAAUGGGCGCAGUGACAGCAUUGGGUAGUGUUUCCGUAGCAUUGGGUCUGUUUGCCAUAGCCUACUUCUUGGAAGAUAUCGUGAGACCGAUCUUCGCUACGUUUAGAGAUAGCGAUGCACGGGUGAGAUACUAUGCUUGUGAAUCGCUCUACAAUAUUGCCAAGAUUGCCCGGGGGGAAAUUUUGUUGUAUUUCAACGAGGUGUUUGAUAUCUUGUGUAUCUUAGUAACAGACACAGAGUCGUCAGUCAAAAACGCGGCUGAUAUUUUGGAUAGACUCAUCAAGGAUAUCGUCAGUGCCAAGUCCACAAACUACGUUUCAAUUUUGCAUCAGCAAAACGACGAGGCGCAAGAGGUGGAGUCUAACAUCAUUGCCUCAAAUGGGGAGGCCAUCCAGGUUAAUAAUCCUCAGGACCCCAUGAAGGCGUUUUCGUUGCCGAGAUUUAUUCCUACCCUUUUGGAGCGUAUGUAUACUAUUGAGCCUUUUGCCAAGAAGUUCUUGUUGGGUUGGCUCGAGUUGUUCGAUGAUAUUCCAUCGUCAGAACUCAUCACUUUUUUGCCAAACUUUCUCGAGCCGUUGAUACGUUUCUUGAUGAACAAAUGUCCUUCGGAUGUUCGCAUUGAGACUCAAAAUCUCUUGGCCAUUUUCUUGAAAGAAAUGGAAGCGAGUUACAAGGUGAGAUAUGAGAUGAGAAAGGCACAUAUACUCAAGGAACGCUUGCGUCAAAAGGAAGAAAAUUUGAAGAUCUCCGACGCUUUACCCGAAUCUCUGGCCCUCGCCUCUCCGCACAAUCCUGAGUCUAUGUCAACUGAUGAGCUAGCUAGAAACUUGAGCAAAACAAACCUUGAAGCUAUGGAAUCAUCACUCCAAACAGACGCUGCGUCCAUCAAGUCUGCCUCUACCACAAUAAUUAGAAGAGCGCAAGACAACAAUGAACCUGAGGGGGAACCAGCAGUUGCCAAAAGUGUAGCUUCAAACGAUGUUUCUGAGUUCAUUGCUGGUCAAGACAUUUUCAUCGACUACUCACGCAUCAUUGAUAUAUUACUCUCGUUUCUUCGAACAGUCCCUCCAAGGUCCUCAAAUGAGUAUCUUUUCAACGAUUUAUCCAACGAGAAUCGUGAAAUUUGCCUCGAAAUUCAACUGACAGUUCUCCGUUGGCUACAAGCCAUCAUCCAAAUUAGCCCCACAAGCUUUUCUAAAUUUCUUCCUGAUUGUGUUUCUAUCAUUCUGCGCAACAUAGCACUUACUGAUGAUCUCAACGAUGUGGAAUUGCGGAAUCAAUUCCUCAAUUUCGACCAGUCCCUAAGAACUUAUCUCAACAGAUUGCAUCAAAGCAAUACUGAAGAACUUAAAGGGCCUUCAUCUGAUAUCGAUGAAAUCAGUGAAAGCACGAUUCAAGGACUUAACAAAGAAGCGUAUGAGGAAUUUUUGGAAUUAUACUUGAUCAAAACCUUUCAAGUUGUUCUCAACGAAUGUCUACUGUCUGUCAAUGAACUCGCCCGUUUAACAAGUUUAGAUUGGUUGAUGUUCUUAUACUCAAACUAUCGUUCUAGUUUUUUCACACAAGAGAAAGAUGAGCAGAACAAAGCAACAGUUAAGUUUCAAUUGGAUUUGACAGCUUUGUUACGGUCAUCAGUUGAUGCAAGCAAGGAAGUUGUCUCGAAGGUUUUAACACUCGCAGCACAAAUUUCAGAUGAUAAUCAAGAGUUUUUCAGAGAUUUUAUGGUUAAGUUGAUGAUGUUCUUCGAGACGGACGGUCCUGAAACAAUCAAAGCCCCUGGAUCGUUGAACCAUGGCAUAAACUCAAAUGUGUCUAGUUCGUUGUCGAGGGAAAAAAUGGAAUUCAUAUUGAGACGGCUUUGCGUUACUAUCAGUGCUGAAAAGAUCUUCAAGUCUCUUUCGGAAGUGUUAGUUUUGUUCGAGACAUCCAACGUAGAAUUUCUCGACAGUAUUGUGGUCACACUCAACAACAUCUUAUUGACGAGUCCUGAACUCCAAAGUCUCAGGAAAGACUUGAAAAACUUCGAUGUUUACAAAUCCGAGGAUUGGACUUUGUUCUCGACGCUAUUCCAGUGUUGGUCCUACAACGUUCCUAGUGUACUAUCUUUGUGCCUUCUCACAUCUAAUUACGAAUUGGCCUAUCUAAUUAUCAAGAAUCUCGCGGAGACUGAGGUGAGCUUUCAGUUGCUCACUCAAUUGGAUGUUUUAGUUCAACUUUUAGAAUCUCAUAUCUUUCUCAAGUUGCGUCUCCAACUUUUGGAGCCCGACAAGCAUCCAUUUCUAUACAAAACGUUGUACGGUAUCCUUAUGAUAAUGCCCCAGUCGUCUACAUACUCAGUGCUCAACAAUAGGUUGGCAUCGCUUACUUUGUUUAUCCAGAGCUCAGCGAAUUCGCAGAGUCCACAUUUGGCCAACAAUGCCAAUAAUAUUUCCUCAUCAACAGCAUCUUCUGCUCUGCUUUUGACUAAGCGCAAACGAAUCCAAGAGCUAGCCGACACAUUCGUCAAAGUCAACGAAAGGCAGCAAGAUUCCACUCGAAGCCGCUUGCCAAAAGAAUUCGACUACGGAAGCCGGGGCGCAAGCAUAAGGUUUGGAGCAAGCACGGCUCUUGAGAGUUCUGAGUCAAAACCAUCGAUGCAAGAUUACUUCUCACUGGAUCCAAAGAAUACUAGAGGCUAA
Molecule: messenger RNA, 3015 nt
Organism: Australozyma saopauloensis
Lineage: Eukaryota; Fungi; Ascomycota; Pichiomycetes; Serinales; Metschnikowiaceae
Exons: 1
Coding region: 1-3015 (1004 amino acids)
Biological process (GO): phosphatidylinositol biosynthetic process
Cellular component (GO): fungal-type vacuole membrane; PAS complex; endosome membrane
Source: RefSeq, a predicted model, not a curated record